Myotis brandtii (Brandt's bat) is the source of this 3424-nucleotide messenger RNA. RefSeq names its product zinc finger protein 473 (gene ZNF473). The transcript is spliced from 6 exons. The record is from RefSeq and is a predicted model, not a curated record. NCBI's taxonomy places the organism in Eukaryota, Metazoa, Chordata, Mammalia, Chiroptera, Vespertilionidae. Gene Ontology annotation, molecular function: RNA polymerase II transcription regulatory region sequence-specific DNA binding; DNA-binding transcription factor activity, RNA polymerase II-specific. The coding region runs from base 835 to 3420 and encodes 861 amino acids. Gene Ontology annotation, cellular component: nucleus. Gene Ontology annotation, biological process: regulation of transcription by RNA polymerase II.
CUGCGCAUGUGCCCCACUACAAGGCGCGCUUCCGCCAAUCAGCAGACGUCACUUUAUUUCUCCCGCCUCAACCCUCGCCUCUGGCGCGAGACUUCUCCGGAAUCCAAUUUUCUCAACGUGUUUCUAUGGCAACCGUCGGGUCGUCGCCUUGAAGAAAAUCAAAAGCCUCCCCUUCUUCUAGAAAAGCAGAAGGCUGAUUAGAUUGUUCUUCAACAGAAUAAAAGCUGGGCUAUUAAAUCCAGUCACCGCCGGAUUUCGAUAGCGGGAACCUCUUACCGACCGGUAAGCGGGCGGAGACGGGCCGACGAGCACGGCCCUCUGGGAAACGCGGUCUCGCGCUGGCGCGGAGGGUCCCGCGUGGAGAAAUCCCGAGAUUCGCGCGGCACCGGAAGUGGCUCUGAGGGGGCUGGUGUGAGGGGAUUCGGGUCUCCGGCUCCACCCGGGCCGGACGCGCGUCUGUUAACUCGGCGGACCGCCACCUCGAGUGGUUUCCAGCCCUCGUCGGCAGCCGCGAGGGGAGCGAUGCCGUUUCAUUUUCUUUUGGGGAGUGAGGACACUGAACCAGGAGGGGGUGUCGUUGGCAGAAUUGCGCAGGAUCUUGAGGGAGACUCAUGUUCUGACUCAUCCUACUUCUGGACAUUUUGGGGACUCAUCCAGCAUGGCCAGGAAGUCAGUCCUAGAAGGAAGGAAGACUGUCUCCCCGUUUCCUUAUCCUUCCUGCGGCCCUGCCAGCUGGGAACAUGGAGGGGAAGAAGGGGGAGCUUAAACUAGGACUCGGGCUGCUGGGCCUAGUCGGCUAUUACUGAGUAACUUGCAACCCUCAAGGACGUGGCCAUGGACUUCACUUUGGAGGGCUGGGAGCAGCUGGGGCUGGACCAGGGGGACCUGUUCUGGGACACGGCACUGGACAACUACCAGAAUCUCUUCUUGCUGAACCCCCUGAGACCCAAUCAGACUGCCUGUCCAGAUGGUGGGGAAGAGCUGGAGAUCCUGGAAAGAGGAAGUCCAGAAGUGACAGGCCCUGACACAGCUGAGGCCAAGAUUUCCCCUUUGCCACAGGAAUUCUCGGAAGGACUCUCUCAGGAGAUAUUGGAGACGUUUUCCAAGGAUGGCCUCUGGAACUCUAACUUUGGAGAAGGCUACAUGGGCGAGAGCUGGUUAGAUAGUUUGCUAGGAGAUCCAGAAAGUCUUAUGAGCUCUGACAUUGUCACCAACAAGGAAAGCUUCACAGAGGGCAAGAGUCAUGAACUCAAGAGUGGCCUCGAUCCUGAGUCCUUCCUUUUCACAGGAGAAGAUUCCCUGACCCAUGAUCUUUCCGAGAAGAGCCUGACGCCAGCUAAGUCUCAGGAAUGUAGGAAUGACAUUGGCUCCCACUCAGACCAGAGUCAGCAGGAUACUGUCCAGGAAGGGAUGAGACCAUAUAAAUGUAGUGAAUGUGAGAAGAGCUUCAGCCGGAGUUGCCAUCUUAUCCAGCACUGGAUUACUCAUAUAGCGGAGAAACCAACUGGGAAUCAAGAGUAUGAGGAUAGUUUCAACCAGAUUUCUUGCCUUCCUGUCUAUCCAACAACUCACACAGGUCCCAAAUCCUAUGUGUGUAACAAAUGUGGGAAAACUUUUAGUCACAACACUCACCUUCUGUGGCAUCAAAAAAUUCACACUGGAGAAAAAACACAUAAGAGUCAAGACAGUGACCAUUCAUCAGGCCUUGUCUCGAAGCCUGUUGAAAAGCAGAAAACCCACAGAAUUCGUAAAUUCUACAAGUGUAAUGAGUGUGGCAAGGGUUUCAGCCGAAACUAUCAUCUUAUUCAGCAUCAGAAGACCCACACUCGGAAACGCUAUGAAUGUGUCAAAUGCAAGGCCACCUUCAACUUUAACAAAUACCUCCUCCAACAUCAGAAAAUUCAUGUUUCAAAAACUACCUCUAAGUGUCAGGAAUGUGGGAAGACCUUCAGGCAUAGCUCAUCCCUCAUUAAACACCAGUCUAUUCACUCAGGAGAAAAGCCUUAUAAGUGUGAUGAGUGUGGGAAAUGCUUCAGCCAUACCUUCACCCUAAAGAGCCACCAGAGGGUUCACAGUGGAGAGAAGCCUUACAAAUGUAGUCAAUGUGAGAAAGCCUUCUACCGGAACACUCAUCUGAAUGAACAUCAGAGGAUUCACACGGGCUACAGGCCCCACAAAUGUAACAAAUGUGUCAAAAGUUUCAGCCGGCCUUCCCACCUGAUUCGACACCAGUCUGUUCAUGCCACAGAAAAGCCCUACAGCUGUGCUGAAUGCAGUGCGACCUUCAGCCAUAAUGAACGUCUUAUCCAACACCAAAAAAUGCAUGCUGUGGAAACCCGCUAUGAAUGUCAGGAGUGUGGUGAGCGCUUCAUUUGCAGUUCGACCCUAACUUGCCACCAGAGCAUUCACACCCAAGAAAAACAAGGACUUGAUGGGAGCAGAAAGAUUUUGAAUCAGAACCUAGAACAGAAAGAUCAUCCGAGGAGUGGUGAGAAGCACUUUAAAUGUAACACAUGCGAGAAAACGUUCAGCUGCAGCAAAUACCUGACUCAGCAUGAGAAACUUCACACCAGGGAGAAGCCCUUUGAGUGUAAACAGUGUGGGAAGGCCUUUGUCCAAAGUGCACAGCUCAUUCGCCACGAGAUCAUACACUCUGGAGUGAGGCCAUAUAAAUGUGAGGAGUGUGGGAAGGCCUUCAUCCGAAUCACCUCCCUUACCAAACAUCAGUACAUCCACAAGAGUGAGCACCCCUUUAAGUGUAAUGAAUGUGGAAAGACCUUCAGCCAAAGUGUACAUCUCUCAGAACAUCAGUUGACUCACACUGCAGAGAAACCCUUUAAAUGUAAUCAGUGUGACAGAGUCUUUGUGCACAGUAAGUACCUUACUCAGCACCAGAAAAGUCAUGCCAGGAAGAGAUCUUUUGAAUGUAAUGAAUGUGGGAAAACAUUUAGACACAGCUGGCGCCUUUCUAAGCAUCAGAGAGUUCACACGGGUGAGAAUCCAUAUAAAUGUGGUGAAUGUGGAAAAGCCUUCAGCCUGAAAGCUGUACUUGUUCGACACCAGAGAGUUCACACCAGAGAAAAGCCUUAUGUUUGUCAGGUAUGUGGGAAAGCCUUCAGCCAGAACUCGUGCCUUUCUAUUCACCAGAGAGUUCACACUGGAGAGAAGCCCUAUCUGUGUGCUGAAUGUGGGAAAGCCUUUUCCCAGAAAGCAAAUCUGAGGCAGCACGAGAAAAUUCACACUGGGGAGAAGCCUUACAUCUGUGAUGUAUGUGGGAAAACCUUUAGCCUCAGUUCCCAUCUCAGUCAGCACCAGGUAAUUCACACUCAAGAAAAACAAUAUCAGUGUCAACACUGUCAAAAAGCCUUUGGCUGCUACUUAGGUCUCCGCCGACACCAGCAAGUUCACACUCAAAAGUAACAAG